This is a messenger RNA of Caenorhabditis remanei, 810 nucleotides long. RefSeq lists its product as uncharacterized. Lineage: Eukaryota; Metazoa; Nematoda; Chromadorea; Rhabditida; Rhabditidae. The record is from RefSeq and is a predicted model, not a curated record. The transcript is spliced from 5 exons. Bases 1 to 810 code for a protein of 269 amino acids.
AUGUAUGAAUACGACGUUUCUGUAAUUAUUCCCGCACGGAAUGCGGAGAAAUUCUUGCGGGAGACGUUGAAUGGUCUCUUGGCACAAACGGCUGUCGAGAAUGCGAGAAUUGAGAUCUGUCUAGCCGAUGACGGAUCUUUGGACGACACUGUCCGAAUCCUCGAGAAUUCCCGUCUGGAAUUCGAGGAACUCGGUAUGAAAGUAGUCGUUUCUCAUGUCUCUCAACCAGGAGGCGUCGGUGCGGCGAAAGAUUGUGCAGUCCGUUCGUCUCGGGGGCGUUAUUUGUGUUUUAAUGAUGCAGAUGACGUCAGCACUCCUGAUAGAAUCAGAUGUCAGUUGGAGAUGGCGAGGCGGCUUUCGAAAUCCAGUGAUGAUCUUGUUUUUGUCCCUGAAGACGUGGUGAUGUACCGUUAUCAUCCGGAUUGUGCAUCUCAUAGUGUCACCGAACAAACCAUCUGGAAUUUCCGUCUGAAACGACUCAAAGAGCAAUACAUUGCGAAAUGGGAUAAAUUCACGAUUUGGAGUGCUGGGAAGCAGGGAAAACGACUUUUUAAAUGUCUAGACGAUGAUGAGAAGCUGAAAGUACGAGAGUUUUGUGAUAUUGACGAAUCGAAAAUCGGGCGAGGAAUUCAUGAGGAAUUCGAUGAAAAACAGAGAAUUGUCACUCAUAAAGUGCCGAUUGUCAAUAUUGAAACCGCGAAGCCGCCACUAAUCGUUUGUGUCAAAUUAGACUUGACACACGGCGAUUUGGAGAGAAUCAUCGAGCGGAAGAAGUGGAGAGAGCACGUCGAUUUGGUUUAUUUCGGAUGA